Molecule: messenger RNA, 1695 nt
Organism: Haliotis rubra (blacklip abalone)
Lineage: Eukaryota; Metazoa; Mollusca; Gastropoda; Lepetellida; Haliotidae
Product: GTPase IMAP family member 9-like
Exons: 4
Coding region: 70-1380 (436 amino acids)
Molecular function (GO): GTP binding
Source: RefSeq, a predicted model, not a curated record
UCAUUUCCUCAAACCACUGGCCCUGGAUUGGUGAACUGCCGGCCCAAGACAUCCUGUGAUACUUCCACCAUGGAUGAGGAAUGGACGUGUGGAACCUGCACAUUCGUCAACAGUGGCGUCCUGGACUACUGCAAUGCAUGUGACACGUCUAAACCACGACAACUACCUGGACUACCUAAUGUGGACAAUCCAGAACCGAUAGGUCCCCGCCAAACAGACCAGCAAAGAGGAGGUGGGUGUGAGUGGUCAGCUGACUGUCCCAUCAUUGAAAGAAGGCUAGUUUUCAUUGGAAGAACUGGGUCAGGAAAAAGUACAACCGGAAGCAGCAUCCUGGGUAAUGCAGCCUUUGAAUCAAGUGCCAGUGGAUCAUCUGUUACCAAAAGGUGCCAGAGAGGGAGAGCUUCCAGAUUUAAUCGGGAUAUUCACAUUAUCGACAGUCCUGGGUUGUUCGAUACAGGUAUGACAAAUGCUGAAAUCACUAAGGAGGUGGUGAAAUGUGUCGGCAUGACAGCUCCUGGUCCUCAUGCCUUUGUCCUCGUUGUCAGGAUUGACCGCUUUACCCAAGAGGAACAGGACACGGUUGCUCAUUUCAGACAGGUCUUCGGAGAUGACAUGUUGAACUAUCUCAUUGUUCUCUUCACCAGGAAAGAUGAUCUAAAUCAUGACAAUAAAUCCCUACAUGAUUACUUAAAGAAAGUACCCGAAAAACUGCAAGCCCUAGUCAAGUCGUGCCGCAAAAGAUGCAUCGCCUUCAACAACAGAGGCUGUGAUGCGGAGAAGGAACAGGAUGUCAAAGACUUCAUCACACUGGUUGACCAGGUGUUCCUUGACAACGGAGGCAAAUGUUACACAAGUGAAAUGUAUGUUGAGGCAGAGAAGAACAUGAAGAUGAGGGAGGAACAGUUGACACAGGAACAUGAACAGAAGAUCCAGGAAGAGAGAAAUGAAAUCAGGCGAGAGUUCGAGCUGAAGCUUCAGAUGAAACACGAUGAAGACGCGGAUAUGAGGAAGCAACUGGAGGAGAGAAUAAAAACACUAGAGAGAGAGAAAGUUGAAGAAGCAGAGAAGAAAGAGGAGAGUGAGAUGGCUGCACUUUCAAAGGAAAUGGAAGAUCUGAAAUUAGCCAUAAAAGAAAUGAAGAUAGGAAAGGAGGCAUCAGAGAGACAGAUGGAGUUUGAGAGUAAGAAGAGAGAGGGGGAAGUCAUUAAGAAACUUGAGGCAGAGAAGCCAGAUUUUCGAGAGGUGGUGAGAAAAGAAGUCAAUGAGGAGAAACCUGGAAUAAUGGGCCUUCUUGGAUCUGCACUGCCAGGAUUCAUUGGAGAUCUUCUCCCACGUAUCAUUCCAGCCGCUGGGAAGGUUUUCAAGAAACUCUUCAAGUGAACGAACUGUUGCGGAGUAAAUGUGAAGAGAUGCCAGACUGCUCAGUUGAGGGCUCUUAUAGCAAGUUAUGUCAUUCACAAAAUUGUGCUUGAAAAUAUCAUUCCAGUAUUCAUGUAAUUCCAAUCAUAAAUGUAACGCUCUAUCCCUUCGAAAUGUUUACAUAUAAAGUUAUGCUUAAGUAAACUAUUUACCUGCUUUUGUAAGACGCUUUGACGCAGACAUAACUUCUUCUUUUAGUAGUUUGUUACCCGAAGUAAUCUUCACUUUAUGAUAGAAGCUCAGUGUCAAUGUGUUAAUAAACUUUCAUUUACUUAC